GGGGACUUCAGUGAAGGUAAUGGAAAAGGAGGCGAAUCUAUUUAUGGUGGCUAUUUUAACGAGAAUGUGGUCUUUUGCAAAAUGAAAAGGUAAGAGACAAAAGCUCAGUAACACAAAUUCAAACUCUGUUCCCUUUUACCCUCCCUAGUAAAUAUAUAGACAACUGAUACAUCCCUUUGUAGAUGGGUAUCUGUGUUGCUUGGAGAAAUGAAGAGUUCUGUGUCUAACCUUUCUGAGGGUUAAUGACUUAUUCUGAGAAAGAAUCCUGGUAUAAUUUCCAGCUCUAAACAGUUAUUUCUUCUUUUGUUAAUGUCCCUUUUCCUCCCCUUCCCUAUUCAAGGUUUGUAUGCCUACUGUUCCUUUCUAAAAGUGUUUGAAGUUGUUUACAUGCUACACAAAUUAGUUUGCUUGCAAAGAGCUUGUAAAUAAAUAAAUGUACAUUUACCUCUUUGGAAAAAUCUGUUGUUGGAAGGAAAAUGGUGAGUUUAUAAAGCAUUCCUUUAAAGACAUACAAUUCUUUCUUGCAAGAAAGCCGGUAGUUACUGUGGUAUUGAAAUGUUAAUAAAGGCACAAUAUGUGUUUAUGUAACAGCCCCUGGUUCUGUUUGUUUUGUUCUGCCUGCUUAAGUGCAUGCCGUUAAGUUUGUCUUAAACAGAGACCUAGUUUGGAGUUGGAGAAUUACAGCCUUUAGUCAAAAGAAAAGUCUCAUAUAGGUCCAUUUGCUAAGAUGUAACCGGGGUUUGCUUCUGAAGGUGGUGAGUGCUAAACAUGCAGCUUUGUGGUUUGAUACGUAACCUUAGAAGUAAUGGGCUCAUACACCAAAUUGGGCUGGGUUUUGUUUGGAAAAUGAACUUCAGAUCUAGUUUUAUAUUUAAGCUGUACAACCAGAAGUCCUCUUUAAUUCACUGGGAUACAAAAUGCAUGUUUAGUUGACUCUAAAUUAAUGUUGUACUUGGCUUGCAGGAAGAACGUGUUCUUUGGUUGCUCAGCCAGGUGUCUGGGUUUUAUUUCCCCUUGUGUGUUUUGAGACUUCCAGUUUUGAAUGGAGAGGUGGCUAAACAUGCCCUACCAGGGAAAUGCCUUUGUCCUUAGAUCUUUCUGCCUCAGGUGCAUGCUGUGUAAAUAACAGGAUCAUGUGUGUUAAACCUUGCUUUAGGAUGUCAGUAAAUCUGCCUCUCUCCUUGCUCAGAAAACGCUGGAUUUAAAUCCAGGCCUGUGAGAAUCUAAUGUUUAUUGAAGGCACUACUCAUGACUUCAUUAGAAAUGUUUGGCUUGUGUCUGAAACUUUUUCUUCAAGAAAGAAUGUUUUCUGUCUCAUAACUGCAUCUCCUGUCACUUUUGGAGGGGUUUGUCUCAAUGUGAUUUUGGGGGCUUCCAACCUGUUGAUGUUUCUUCAGCAGCCGCAGCGCUUCUCUUCCUCAUAGCGCACCCCUAAGUUGCUAAGAAAAUGAGACUUGUGUUCCUCGCCCAGGAAGACUCUGACAAACGUGUUUUUUCUUCAAACAGAUGAAAACUUUAUUCUCAAACAUGACAGAGCGUUCCUUUUGUCAAUGGCAAACCGAGGGAAACAUACCAAUGGUUCCCAAUUUUUCAUAACAACAAAACCUGCUCCUCACCUCGACGGUGUUCAUGUUGUCUUUGGACUGGUUAUUUCUGGAUUUGAAGUCAUAGAGCAAAUAGAAAACCUGAAAACUGAUACAGCAAGUAGGCCCUAUGCAGAUGUGCGAGUUAUUGACUGUGGGGUGCUUGUUACCAAGUCAGCCAAAGAUGCUUUGGAGAAGAAGAGGAAAGUAUGCUCUGAGUCAGAAGCUUCAGACUCCUCCUCCAGUGCAUCAAGCUCUUCAGAAACCUCAUCUGAAAGCGAGGAUGAAAAUGAAAGAAGCAGAAGGAGGAAACGUAAGAGAAGAGCUAAGGCCAAACAGUCGAAAAAACGAAGGAAGGAAGAGAGGAAGAAAGAGGACCCAAGGAGCAAGCGAACCUCAAGCCAAAGACGCAGCCUUUCUGACAAGAGUGAUACAGCAGAAAAAGCAGCUGAUGUUAGUGCAAAGAGGGACAAGCCUGUGGUACGUCCUGAAGAAAUUCCCCCAGUGCCUGAAAACAGAUUUUUGCUCAGAAGAGAUGUGCCUGUUGUCAAUGUGGAACCUGAACCGAAGCUUCUUGAUGCUGCACCAGUUCUCAGUGAGCAGAAACCCUCAGUCUCUAAAUCUGGACGAAAAAUUAAAGGAAGAGGCACAAUACGCUAUCACACCCCACCUCGAUCACGGUCCUGUUCCGAAUCCGAUGACGAUGAGAGCAGUGAGACCCCUCCUCACUGGAAAGAGGAGAUGCAGAGACUACGAACAUACAGACCUCCAAGUGGGGAGAAGUGGAGCAAAGGAGAUAAGUUGAGUGACCCAUGUACAAGCAGGUGGGAUGAAAGAAGUGCGUCCCGGAGAUCAAGGUCUUGGUCACAUAAUGGUUAUUCUGAUCUAAGUACUGUAAGAUAUUCUAGCCAUCAUAAAAAGCAUAGAAAAGAGAAAAAGAAGGUGAAACACAAAAAGAAAUCUAAAAAGCAGAAGCACUUCAAGAAGCACAAACAAACAAAAAAGAAGAAAACCUCAGCCUCAUCAGAUGUGGAAUCCUCUCAUUCCUUCCACCGGAGGACAAAGUCAUCUUGUGAUCGUGAGAGGAAGUCUCGUUCUUCUUCAUCAUCUUCUAGACAUUCAUCCAAAAGAGACUGGUCUAAAUCUGAUAAAGAUGACCGGAGCUCAUCAACUGUAUCAAGCAGAGGGACUCGGUCAUACUACAGGUCCAGAUCCAGAUCUAGGUCUAAAUCAAGAUCUUAUUCCCGAAGAAGUUCUAGGUCAAGAUCAGCCUCUAAAUCAUCACAUUCUCGAAACAGGUCAAGGUCAAGUUCUAACUCCAGGCAUCAAAAGACAGUUUCCAAUUCCCCACGAAAUAUUUCGACACGAUUGACUGAAAAUAAGUUGAACAAGGCUGUUGAGCCUGUGAGAGCAGUUAUCCUCCCCAGUGAUAAAGUGGUUGUAGCACCGGUUGUCCCAGAAAACCUCCCUGUUAUACCCUUAAGCGACAGUCCACCGCCUUCAAGGUGGAAACCUGGGCAGAAACCAUGGAAACCGUCCUAUGAGCGAAUUCAGGAGAUGAAAGCUAAAACAACCCACUUAAUACCCACACAAGCUAGUUACAGUUUAGUAGUGGUUAAAGAGGCUAACACUUCUUCCUCCUAUCGUAAGCGACAGAGGAGUUCAGAUAGCGACCGAAGCAGUUACUCCAAGUAUCGUAGCUCAGAUAGUUGCCCAAGAUCAAGAAGCAGAUCGUCUCGAAGUAGGUCAUACUCCAGAUCUUACUCGAGGUCUAGAAGUCCAUCUAGCUCUAGGACAAAAUCUCAUUCUUCUGGCAGAUCACCAUCACCGAGUAAAUACCACAGUGACAGGUCAGGGUAUAGCGAGUCAACAUCUUGCUGUUCCCUUAGUGAUGAUGAUAGGCGCAGAAAGAAACGAAAAUCCCCCCCGAGUGACCAGAAAGCUCGGCCUCUGAAACUGAAGCAAGAGACAAGCUCUGAAAGUACGCUCCCUUAUAAGUGUAUGAAAGACUACGAUGAGUCCUCCCAAGGCCUGAAGGAGAGUGACAGCUUAUCAUCUUCAAACUUCUCUACUGACAGUGAGCGUUCCGCCAAAGCGAAAGUGCUCCAAGAGAAAGAAGGCCGCUUGCAAUUAGAGGGAGAUGCUCAGAAGCAGGAUAAAAAUAGCUUAAGUUCGGAGCGAAGGGAGGAGAAGUCCAGGCACGAGCGGGAUUCUGAGCAGGCCAAAAAGAAAGCAGCCAAGGAGAAGCCUUCUGAGCAGCCUAGGAGUGGUGCAAACACAAAACGAAAAUCCUACUCAGGCAGUAAAUGGGACUCUGAAUCAAAUUCUGAAAGAGGAGAGGCAAGGUGUAACAGGGUGGAUUCCAGGCCUCCCUCUAGUAAAGAAGAAGGAGAGGCCUCGUCAGGAUCUGAUACAGAGCGUAGUGUGGAGAAAAGGAUCAAAAAACAAUCCAAUUCGUCAGAAGGCUUUCUGGACUCUGACUGUGCAUUGAAGGCAAGCAAACACUUGUCGUCAUCUGAACCUGAGAGCUCUUGCUCUAGCUCAACAAACAUCAGAGGGAAGUCAAAAAAACACAAACAUGGGUCAAAGAAAACGCUUAAAAAAGCACAUUCCAAAAAAGCAAAGGAAAAAUCGAAAGGGAAAAAGGAGAGGAAACACAAAGUUCAGAAAAGAAAGGAGAUGUUCCAUUGGCAGCCCCCCCUGGAGUUUGGUGAAGAAGAUGAUGAUGAUGAUAUCGAUGAAAAGCCGGUUACCAAGGAUGAUAAAAAGGAAAAGCAGCUUAGCAGGGACAUAAAGGAUAAAACACAAGCUCAUGAAAAGGAUGAAACAGUCAAAGAUAAAAUGGGAAACGGUGAGAAGUCUUCUCUGGAUGCAAACCUUUUAGGGAAGAGCAGUACGUGUGAUGCCUCGCCAGAUCUCGGUAUCCUUAGCAAAGACAGCGCUGAGACAAACUCUUCAGCCAGCAUUUUAAACUCAGGGAUAAAUGUGACCACUGGCAAGGGUGAGGUGAAACAAGCAGAAGAGAGUAACGAGAACGGCUUGGAAGAUGUCAUUCAAACAGAUGACAACAUGGAGAUUUGUACUCCAGAUCGUAACUCACCAGGCAAAGCUGAUGUGGACAUUCUGUCUCCUGUCAUUCUCACCGCUAAACCUCAGGAUUUAAGUGCUGGUGUAAGCAAAGAGCUACAGAUUGAGCCCCCUGAACAAGAGACUGUCAAACUAGGAGCCAAUAGUAUAGACAUUGUCGGCAUUACAGAAGAAAAAGAAACAGGAAGGCAAGAAAAUAACCCUGUCUCUGUGUCUAGUGCUAAAGACUGUAGUGUGAAAAGUGAAAUUACUGAGAAUGCACAAAGCAAUGUGGUAGAUAAUAAAUGGAAGCCUUUGCAGGGUGUUGGUAACUUACAGCCAGCAGCAAUCAGUCCUGCUGCAGAAGUUAAGAACGUAACCUCAGCACCAGAGCCUAAGCCAGCAGGUUUAAGAAUUGAAAUAAAAGCUAAAAACAAAGUGAGGCCUGGGUCUCUGUUCGAUGAAGUCAGAAAAACAGCCCGGCUAAACAGGAGGCCGAGGAACCAAGAAAGCUCCAGCGAGGAGGAGUCUCCAAGUCGUGGUGACAAGAGCCCCUCCCGGAGCCUCAGUAGGUCACGAAGUAAAUCCGAGUCUAAGUCCAGGCACAGAACGAGGUCCAUAUCUUACAGUCACUCCAGAAGCCGAUCCCGAAGCUCUACAUACUCGUAUAGGUCAAGAAGCUACACAAGAAGCCGCAGCAGAGGGUGGUACAGUAGAGAUCGGUCAAGAAGUCGAAGUAGCUCUUACCACAGUUACAAGAGUCGAAGUCGAACCUACAGCAGAAGCAGAUCCAGAAGUAGUUCUUGUGGUCAUCACAGCCGAUCCAGUAGGUCUUACACAUAUGACAGUUACUACAGCAGAAGCCGAAGUAGAAGUAAAAGGAGUGACAGCUACCGAAGAUCCAGAAGCUAUGACAGGAGGUGCAGAUCUUCAGGCUCUGACAGCGAAAGCGAUCGCAGCUACUCCAACAACCGAAGCCCCAGUGAAAGCAGCAGAUACAGCUGAAAGCAUUUCUUUGAUGUUGGAAACUCUAUUUAGGACUUCCUUUUCUUCCCCCCUCCCCCCCCCCCCAAUGUUAAUGUUAACCAAAAACUGUUUUGACAGUGUCACAAGUGAAGUUGGAGGGUGUUUACUGAGCUGAAGCUACCAUUUAACAGCAAACUCGCUCGACUCUGUGCUGGGAGAGAGAAGCACUGAGCUCAACUCAACUGAGCUCAACUCAACUGAGCUCAACUCAACUGAUUUCUUUUCUAGUUCUUUUUUUUAAUGUCAAAUGCUACUUUUACAAAAUAAAAGAAAAGGAAAAAAAAGAAGAAGAAGAAGAAAAAGAAAAA
This is a messenger RNA of Dryobates pubescens (Downy woodpecker), 5983 nucleotides long. RefSeq names its product natural killer cell triggering receptor (gene NKTR). Gene Ontology annotation, biological process: protein peptidyl-prolyl isomerization; protein folding. Lineage: Eukaryota; Metazoa; Chordata; Aves; Piciformes; Picidae. The record is from RefSeq and is a predicted model, not a curated record. Gene Ontology annotation, molecular function: peptidyl-prolyl cis-trans isomerase activity. Bases 1551 to 5654 code for a protein of 1367 amino acids. The transcript is spliced from 14 exons. Gene Ontology annotation, cellular component: nucleus.